Messenger RNA from Dicentrarchus labrax (European seabass), 1444 nucleotides. It is a transcript of the gene triap1, whose product is annotated as TP53 regulated inhibitor of apoptosis 1. Lineage: Eukaryota; Metazoa; Chordata; Actinopteri; Moronidae. The record is from RefSeq and is a predicted model, not a curated record. The transcript has a single exon. The coding region runs from base 95 to 319 and encodes 74 amino acids.
CUCACGGAGAGCCGCACAGUGCGCAUGUCCGCCGGAGCAGACAGACGUCCACAUCCCGUCCGUCCUCGCCCCGUUUGAGGACUUUCUGCCGGACAUGAACAGCGUCGGGGAGGCCUGCACGGAGCUGAAGCGGGAGUACGACCAGUGCUUCAACCGCUGGUUCGCCGAGAAGUUCCUGAAGGGGGACCGGAGCGGCGACCCGUGCACCGACAGCUUCCGGAAGUACCAGCGCUGCGUGCAGAAGGCCAUCCGGGACAAAGACAUCCCGAUCGACGGGGUGGACUUCAUGGGCCCCAGCAAGGACAAACCCGAGAGCUGAUCGCAAUGUGCCCUUAUCGAUCCGUCGAUCCAUCGAUCCACACGCCGUCCCCCACCGUGGAGGCCCCACUGAGCAUGCGCAGAGGCAGGCCUGAUGGCGCAGUGGGAAGAGGAGUUAAACUGAUCCCAGAACAGUUUCAUUAAGUUUCAUCUGCUGCUGCUUCUGUUGUUUCUCUGUGUUGACCAUGAAGAAUGUGCUGCUGGUAGAGGCCAUUAAUCAAUUAUAAUCAAUUAUAAUCGAUUAGAAUCAAUUAUAAUCAGUUGUAAUCAAUUAUAAUCGAUUGUAAUCGAUUAUAAUCAAUUAUAACUCAAUUAUAAUCGAUUACAACUGAUUAUAAUCAAUUAUAAUCAAUUAUAAUCAGUUAUAAUUGAUUAUAACUCGAUUAUCAUCAGUUAUAAUCAAGUUAUAAUCAAUUGUAAUCGAGUUAUGAUCAGUUAUAAUCGAUUAUAAUCGGUUGUAAUCGAUUAGAACUGUGUCUGGUCGCUGCUCCUCUGUCUCGGUGAGAUCACUCUGUUCUGGGUUUUUGGACACUAACGAGACGUCUCUCUCUGUUUUCAGACAUUUUAUAAACUAAAAGAUGAACUGGAAUAAUAACGAUCACAUCGAUCAACGAAUGUUCCUUUUCACUUGUUUCUGUUUGAGUUUAUUGAACAUGAGUGUUUGCUGCCGGUAGCGUCGAUUAAUCAAUAAUCGUUGCAGUCAUUAAACGAGUAAACACAGAUUAUUGUUUUUGUCUCAGCGAGCUCCCUCUGUUCUGGGUUUUGAACACAAACGAGACAUUUGCAGAUGUUAAUAACCAUUACAUCAUUCAACGGAAAAACAGCUAACCAGGUCAGAGGUCAGUUGGGAAGCAGCGCUGCACAACCAUGUUUCCUCUUUAAAUUCCUGUCACAUGUGGCUACAUUAUUUAUUAUUUUUAUUAUUUAGUUUCUGUGAAAGAAAUUGAACUUUUUAAUUGUGCUGCAUUCAUGUAAAACACAGUAAAGUUAAAAAGGGUCAACAGCUGUAAUCAUGGCGCUACUGUCCUUAAAAUAAAUGAGGACAGAUGUUUUCUUUCCCCUGAGUGAAGCCUCUCAGGAGACAGGUCUGAAGAAUUGGCUGGAUUAAUAAAGUUUCUUGAAUACA